Molecule: messenger RNA, 1098 nt
Organism: Erigeron canadensis
Lineage: Eukaryota; Viridiplantae; Streptophyta; Magnoliopsida; Asterales; Asteraceae
Product: leucine-rich repeat receptor protein kinase HPCA1-like
Exons: 2
Coding region: 1-1098 (365 amino acids)
Biological process (GO): protein phosphorylation
Cellular component (GO): plasma membrane
Molecular function (GO): protein kinase activity; ATP binding; calcium ion binding
Source: RefSeq, a predicted model, not a curated record
AUGGGGUGGUUAUCUGGAUCAAACAUAUCAUUAAGCAAAGACUUAUGGAUAGGAGGAGCAAUAUUGUUGGUCAUUCUUCUCACCAUCAUCUUGAGGAAAUUGGCAAUUUAUGUAGAUUCCCAAGCACAAGCAAGAUCUUUGGCUAAGGCACAAAGUAAUCAUAAGAACAUAGAGCUAUCUUCAUUAUCUACUACCAAGAGUAUUAGGACUUAUGCACUUGAGGAAAUCAAGAUGGCAACAAGGGAGUUCCGAAUACGGAUAGGUGUUGGAGCCACGUCUUAUGUUUAUCUCGCGGAACUUGGUGAUGGGCAAUUUGGAGCGGUCAAGAGGGUGAUGGAAGAGCGAGGAGGAUGCCAAAAGAUGUUUCUUGAUGAAGUCUCCAUCUUGCUUAGGAUUUCUCAUCCUAAUUUGGUUGCAUUGUUGGGAUUUUGCUUAGACAAAGGUGAGCAGCUACUUCUGUUAGAAUAUAUACCAAACAAGAGUCUCUUUGAUCGACUCCACACGAGUAAAGGCAAACUUUCAGGAACCCUCUCAUGGUCAAGUCGUUUAAGCAUUGCCUUGGACAUCGCGUACGCCCUUGACUACCUCCACUCUGUAGCCGACCCACCAGUUAUCCAUCGAGACGUCAAGUCAUCUAACAUCCUUCUCAUUAACGACGACCAUGCUAAACUAGCCGACUUUGGUCUAUGCAAAUUAGGCCAUGAUUCUUAUAGUGCCCAAACCCCAACAAUAAUACGCGGCUCAUUAGGCUAUGUUGAUACUAAUUAUCUCAACACGGGCCUAGUAUCACCUAAAAGUGACGUUUAUAGCUUUGGUGUCUUGUUACUGGAGCUUAUAACCGGGAUGAAAUCGUUACAAGGCUCGAUAACACUAGCAGAGUUAACCAUCGAGUGUAGGAAGAAUCAGGAUGUGGAUGUUAUGAUGGGUAUGUUGGAUCCGAAUUUGGAUGGUCAAGUCAAUGUAGAACAAUUUAGAGUUCUAGUCCAUGUGGCAAAUAUGGCAUUGCUAGAGAACUCGAUGGCUAGACCAAAUAUGGCGGAAAUUGCAUAUAGAAUAUCAAGUUGUAUGGAUCAUUCUGAUAUCGAUUUGCCCGUUUGA